AUGAAUUAUGAACCUCCCUUAGACAGACUCAAUGGUUCGCAGGAACCAGGUCCAUCAGCACGAUUCUCGGAUAACAUUUCUCUGCGCACACUGUCACCUCGCAGAAACAGUGUGUUGCAUCAAGAUGCUUCGCCCUUUCAAAGAAGUGGUGGCAACCGGCUCAGCGCUCUUUCUGCCCCCGAAUUUUCAACCUCGCAUAGCACAUCAAGUGGAAUUCUAGCCGUGGCCAGCGCCACAGACGAUAAGCUCGAUAGCUGGCUGCCUGAUGAGUUGCCAAAUGACGAAAAUCAGUCAUCAACAGACGACGGAUCCUCUGAUGAAGAGCCAAACUACAGGGCAGGGUUCCCCUCUCCUUCCAGCGCUCGUCGAAUCGCCAACAGGGCCUCAGAACUUGGCGUACUGGAGUCCCCCGUGACUCCUAAACGUGUACACUACCCAUCGUUCAUUUCUCGGAGACAAGACUUUGAGGAUGAGUUGGAUCACGACAGAACAUCGGAGCCACAAUUCCCCACCGAUGACCCGUUCAACUUGCAGCCUGGCGCGGCACUUGGCGCUGAAAAUAUGUCCAUUCGAACCGCUCGAAGCUACGCCUCGACCACCGAAGUUUUCUCAGAAGAAAAAUUGUAUCCAAAUGUUCCGUAUGGAAGAACAUUGUUUCUCUUUGGUACCAACCACUGGCUCAGAAAAUUCACGUUUGCUCUAUAUUCAAACUGGUAUAUGAGAUAUGUGGUAGAUGCUCUAACAUUUGCCCAGAUGAUUGUCCUAGCAAUCGAAACUGCCAAUUAUAAACUCGUCGAUGGUAACUUACAUGUGCUGCCCAUAAAAGAUACUUGGGAGACGUGGGUUUAUUUUAUCCUCUAUAUUAUUUAUACCAUGGCAAUGGGUUUCCAGAUGAUUGCCUAUGGUGCAUUCACCGUCCAAAUUGUAGAUCGACGGGAUAUUGUGUAUUUUAUCAAAUCCAGAAUGAGGAUUGUCGGGAGCUGGCUGAUGGUGGUGCAAAAACCUGACAAUAAGAAUUUAUCCGUUGACAUUGAACAGCGCUGCUUUUUCCGUAAAAGUUGGAACAGACUUGAAUUCAUCUCGGUCGUUUGUUUUUGGAUUUCCUUUUUUACAAGUAUUUUCCGCGACAGUCCCCCAAGUCACCUGCUGAUGAUCAUAGCAGGAAUCGGCCAGCUGCGUAUAUUACGCCUGCUUGAUAUUUUCGCAGGCACUAAAAUUGUGCUUGAUGCUUUGAAACUCAGUAUUCCGCUUCUUCGAGAUGCUCUAUCGUUCUUGGCCUACUUCUGGAUCGUCUACGCUAUUGCUGGCCUACGGAGCUUCAAUUCGUCCUUGAGUCGCCAAUGUGUGUGGAUCAAUACCUCAGAUGCUAAUGACACUUAUGAGUCUGGUCAAUUUUGUGGUGGUUACUAUGACCCGUUGACUGGCGAAAUCUUACCUGCAUUGGAUUAUUACGGACGCCCCGCCGCACGCGCGAAGGGUUACACAUGCCCGCCUCACAGUGUGUGCAAGUCCGUCGAGAAUCCUGAGUCGGGCACUUUGAGCUUUGACAAUAUCUUUAACUCUCUAGAGGUGGUGUUUAUCAUUAUGUCUCAGAACACUUACAGUGAUAUCAUGUACGAUAUUAUCGAUGCCGAAUAUAUGGUUUCCUCGGUUUUUUUUAUCACAGGUGUGCUAGUGUUAAAUCUUUGGCUGAUCAAUCUUCUAGUUGCUAUUAUGGCCACGAGCUUCGAUCUGGUAAAAGGCAAGUUGUCCGGAUAUAGAUCAAGGCUCUGGAAGACACCAAAUGCUGAGCAUUCCAAGGUCUUCACAAGCACCAAAAAAGGCCGUGCUUAUUUAUUUUGUCAACCCCUCUUCCUGCUUCUCAUUGUGCUCGAUGUUGUGUUCCAAGCGAUCUGGGGUGGGCUAUGGGCUCCCGACAACAGAAGACUCGAUUUCUUGUACUCUUUCGAGAUUGCUACUACUGUAGCUUUGGCUAUCGACAUCAUAUUUCGAUUUUUCGUUUACUUUCCUAGGUGGCGGGAGUUUUUCUAUUCAAUGAUCAACCUUGUUGAUGCCUUCCUAGCAGUUUUCACCCUCAUUAUUUUGGCUUUCCACAACGACAAGACGGUCUAUGGAUUUUUUGGAUUUUUCCAACUUUUGAGAUUUUACAGAAUUAUUGGUUUUUUCAAAGUCGCGAGAGAAAUGUGGUCCAUGGUGCUUGGUAAUUAUAUUACCAUUUGCUUCCUUGCGCUCUUUUACUUUGCAACAGUGUUCUUUGCAUCCCUUAUAGCUGCGAAGAUCUUCCAAGGUAGUUUGCCUUACACUUCAGACGAUGAAGUUGCCUAUGUCUCGUUUUUCGAUCUUUCUAAUUCGUUCAUUGGGAUGUACCAAAUCUCAACAACUGAAAACUGGACAGACGUCUUGUUCUACGUUACAGCCAACAUUAAUGGAACAGUUGCGUCGGCAUGCUCAGCGGCAUUCUUCUGUUUAUGGCUGUUCUUCUCCAGUUUCAUUCUAAUGAACAUGUUCGUCGCUGUGAUGACUGACAACAUUGUUUCUAGAGUAAAAAACUUGAGGAAAAGACAAGUUGAAUGGUUUGUUAAUCGUUAUGUUACUGACAGACGAGACAAAUGGCGAUCAGAGUUGGGUGCAGGUAUCUUAGCUUUGAUAAGGAAAACUAUUGGCAUAAUAACUGCUUCCAAACCCCACACUCAAAAGAUAUCUGUUACAAACGAUGAGCUACAGCAAAAAAUCAUUGCCGAGUUUCUCGCCUCAUCCAACGAAAAAGCAGAUGAAGACGAACCAGCUACAGAAGUCGGACUCUUUGGAACCACUAAUAUUGUGUUCAGUCCCUUAAUAACAUUGUGGAAAACUAUUGUGAAAUUUCUGAGUCGUCACCCUGAAGGCUAUAAGGAGCAAAUCCCGAAUAGAGGGGGCUACCAUGGAAGUUCUGAUCCUGAUCUCUACGUAUCUGAAGCCUUCACUAUGAGAGCCAGAACUGAGACUUUUAUGGUCGAAUAUGGCGAUAUCACACCAGGCUUUGAUAGGACACUAUGGAUUUUUGGUCGUCACAACAAACUUCGACUCUUUUGCCAACGGAUCUACCCAUGUGCGCACGGCGUUCGAGCAAGUGGUGUAGAGCCUUCAAAAUAUACCUGGUACCCCUUGUCAGUCUUCUUGACGGCUGCGAUCAUUGUGAUGGUGGUUUUUUCAUGCAUCAAUACGCCAAUUUACCAGCUUGUUCACAGUGCAGAAAUUGGAACUUCAACGAGGUCAUUUACCUGGUUUGUUUACACCGAUAUCGUAUUCCUAGCUAUUUUUCUGAUGGAAUUCCUAAUCAAAAUCGUUGCUGAUGGGUUUCAUUACACGCCCAAUGCCUACACGCAUAGUGUGUGGAAUGUCAUUGACUUGCUUGUUUUGAUUUCAAUGACGGUAACCAUUGGAAUAGAACUGUCGCAUGGUCCAUCUAGGUAUUCGCGCGGGAUUAUGGCUUUGCGAGCUUUGCGUCUGCUUUCAAUGAAUCCAAGGUCGGAAGAAGUUUUUAGGUCUGUCUUUUUUAGCGGUCUCCAACAGCUGCUAGUGGCAUCCUUUAUCGCUCUCGGUAUUAUUUUUCCAAUGUCGGUGUGGGCAAAAAACAUGUUCAGCGAUCGCUUGAAAUCUUGCAAUGAUGGCAACGUUGAAAACUUUAGCAAUUGCGUAGAUGAAUACUUGUCAUCGCCCUACGCUUGGGAUGUCUGGGCUCCAAGAGCAGUCUCAAAUCCUUAUUUCGAUUUUGACACAUUUGGUCAUGCACUAUUUAUAACAUUCGGCGUGUUGACUCUAGAAGGUUGGGUCGAUGUCCUGAAUAGUGUGACGGGGAUAACUGAAAUUGACAUGAACCCUGUUACAUUCUACCGGCGUUAUAAUGCCCUUUACCCCAUUUUAUGGAAUUUUGUUGGCACUGUGAUUAUUAUGACUAUGAUUAUUGCCAUCAUUGUUCGCAAUUACACUUUUGCAAAAGGAACGGCCUUUAUGACCAAAGAUCAGCUUUCUUGGAAAUACGCUCUUGGUAAGUUCAAAACGCUGGAUCCGUUGCUCAAGCUCCCCUAUUGGAAACCUGGUAGUUUGCGAUUCAAAGUGACAUUACUCGCUCGUGGUCAUGGAUCGCUCUGCGAAGCCCUACAGCUAUGGUGUCUUAUCGUUCUCACAGUGACCAUGUGUAUUUUCCAUGCACCUUUGGAGUUAUCCAUUUUGACUGCUUAUUUCAUUCUGGUCAUCAUUACAUCUUUCAUGUUUACUGCUUUAGAGGCUAUCAAGCUCUGGGCUAACGGGUGGGAUGCAUUCCGAAGAGCCUACUGGCAGUGGUAUGCCUUUCUCAUGCCAUUGAUCUUGAUGAUUGUCACUUGCUUCUAUCAGGCGCCCACUAGUACUGUAUCAGAUUUGCAAAGUGGAUUUCUGGUACUGGUACUCACCUUGUGGAUUCCCCGCGUCAAACAACUAAGAACUCUUCUCGGGAUGGCAACGGCGAAUAUUUGGGACAUUUGCACUCUGUUGCAAACUUGGUUUGUACUAUAUUUGACAUGGGCGAUCGCUUUAAACCAAGUGUUUGGUCUUACUCGAAUCGGUCCAAAUAGUAGUUCAGCGCAGAAUUUCAGGACGGUCCCCAAAGCACUCAUCCUUUUGGCCCGGAUGUCUUCUGGUGAAGGCUGGAACCAGAUUCUUACUGACUACCUUGUGUCUUCUCCUUACUGCGUGCAGAAUCCUGGAUUUUACGAAACUGAUUGCGGAGACAAAACAAUGGCCUAUAUUCUUUUCAUCAGCUGGAACAUUACCUCGAUGUACAUUUUCGCCAAUCUAUUUAUUUCGCUCAUUUACGAGACGUUCUGGCCAGUUUUUCAUCGCGCAGUUUCAAGAAUUCCUGAUGAGAGCGUCGCACAGUUUCAAGCGGCUUGGCAGAUUUAUGAUCCGAAAGCAACAGGUUACAUUCCUUUGGAUAAAUUUAAUUUAUUUCUGGGAUCUGUUGAAGGUUACUACAAGUUAGGAAUCUAUUCUGAUGAUCGAGCGUACAGCGUGUCGGCAAUCCUGAACAGAUCGGGUGCUCGACUCUCUCUGAUAAACCCUUAUGUGGUGGACAUUAAGGCACUAAAUCAGGAAUUAGCUGCACUCCCAGUUGAUUAUUUCAAACGGAAAAGAGAGAAAUACAACUUGCUAUGUGCUCAGAUGAAGUUUCUUUCCACAACCGACAAUUCUAUUUCUUUUUACAAAACGUUGAAAACGAUUCCUUUAUACCAGAAUUUUGACCCAUUCAAGAGCCUCUCAUUGAAACAGUAUUUGAAACUGAGGCUUGUUCUCCACGAGGUUAAACGCAUUAUGGCUGCAGAAGUGAUUCAAAAGCGCUGGAGAUUGCAUGCCGAGUUCAAGACGGCUUCCGCGAACAGGCUAUCGAAAUAA
Molecule: messenger RNA, 5409 nt
Organism: Wickerhamiella sorbophila
Lineage: Eukaryota; Fungi; Ascomycota; Dipodascomycetes; Dipodascales; Trichomonascaceae
Product: Calcium-channel protein cch1
Exons: 1
Coding region: 1-5409 (1802 amino acids)
Biological process (GO): calcium ion import across plasma membrane
Cellular component (GO): membrane; voltage-gated calcium channel complex
Molecular function (GO): high voltage-gated calcium channel activity; calcium ion binding
Source: RefSeq, a predicted model, not a curated record